Aspergillus chevalieri is the source of this 1032-nucleotide messenger RNA. RefSeq names its product zinc-dependent alcohol dehydrogenase family protein. The record is from RefSeq and is a predicted model, not a curated record. Lineage: Eukaryota; Fungi; Ascomycota; Eurotiomycetes; Eurotiales; Aspergillaceae. The coding region runs from base 1 to 1032 and encodes 343 amino acids. The transcript is spliced from 4 exons. Gene Ontology annotation, molecular function: oxidoreductase activity.
AUGUCAGUCCAGUCGUACAAAGCGUUUCGACGCACCACAGAUGGUUCAUCUGUUGAGCAGGUGGAAGAGAAGCUGCCAUCGUCACUCCAUCCCGAUGAAGUCUUGAUUCGCAUCCAUGCUGUUUCCCUUAACUACCGAGAUGUUGCGAUGAUGAACGGGAAGUACCCAGUCAAAGUGAUUGACAGAGGUAUCCCUGCAUCCGAUUGUGCUGCAGAGGUUGUUGCAGUUGGAUCUGAAGUGACAGAUUUCAAGCAGGGGGAUCAUGUUGCACCCAUUUUUGAUUUGAACAAUCUCACUGGAACCGAGGACGAAACUGCAACUUUAGGUGGAGACAUUGAUGGUGUGUUGCGACAAUUUGCAAUUUUUGACCAAAAGGUGUUGAUACACUUGCCGAACCACCUUUCCUGGGAAGAGGCGGCUUGUAUCACGUGCGCUGGAACAACUGCUUGGACAGCUUUAGAGAUGCCGCGGUCAAAUGGUACCGCAUUACUUCAAGGUACUGGGGGUGUCAGCAUGAUUGCUCUAUUGAUCUGCUUGGCAGCUGGCAUUCGCCCCAUUAUCACAUCUUCCUCUGAUGAAAAGCUUGAAAUAGCGCGUUCUUUGGGUGGGCCAGGAGCUGUGGACACCAUUAAUUACCGGACCUACCCUGAGUGGGAUGAACAGGCGCGUCAUCUUACAGGUGGGCGAGGUGUUGAUGUUGUGGUCGAAAAUGUGGGCCCUACCACUAUGGCCCAGAGUCUCCGUUCGCUUGCCCGCAGAGGGACUGUUUCACUGGUCGGCUUUUUAGGGGGAUUCAAAACAGACCAAGUUCUUGACACAAUUGGACCUGUGCUAGUGAAGAGUGCGGUGAUUAGGGGGAUUGCUACUGGCUCUAAGACUGACUACCAGAAUCUCUGCAACUUUCUAGCAGCGAAGAAAGUUAGUCUGAAGUCUCUACUGGAUGAUGCCACCUUCACCUUUGAAGAAUCACGAGCUGCACUUGAUCAUCUUUAUGCUGCCAAACAUAUGGGCAAGGUUGUCAUCAGGAUGUAA